AUGACAACUACAAAAAUUAAACUGUCUUCAUUUCCAAUGAGUGACAAGAAUCAUAAUGUUUCGUUUGAAGAUGACCAAUUAAAACCUACAACAACAUCAAAAGGUCCAAAGGGUAUUACUUUUUCUGGUGAAACUUUUAUUGUCCCAGAAACUCAUGAUAUGGUUGAGGCAUUAUUUGAUCCAACUAUUAAAAAAUCAAAUUUAGAAAUUAUAAUAUUAGGAUGUUUAUUAUCUAAUUUAUUAGUAUUUUUAAUUCCACUGAAUCAGUUAAGAAUUGGAAUAUUUGUUGGAUUAUAUAUUUUUUGGAGAUUGUCUUAUAAUUUUGGUAUUGGUUGGUUAUUACAACAACAAUCAAUUAAUAAUAGAUUAGUUAAGUGGGCAACAAAUGGAAAAGUUUUUGAUUUAAGAAAUAAAUCAUUUUGGGCUAAUUUUUUACAAAAUGAAUUGAAAUCUCAAAGAGGUGAUGACUACAAAAUUGAUUCAUUACCAAUAGAGUUCAAUACUUGGUUAAUUUAUAGAAAAUUUGUUGAUUUGAUUUUAAUGAGUGAUUUCACUACAUUUUGUUGUGUCGUUUAUGCUUGUGGAAUUGCCAAUUCAAAAGAAUUUUCAAAUGUUUGGACUGUUUAUUUAAGAGUUAUAGUUGGUUUAGGAUUAAUUUUAUUUAAUUUAUGGGUUAAAGUUAAUGCUCAUAAUACUAUCAAAGAUUAUGCUUGGUAUUGGGGAGAUUUUUUUUUCAGACAAAUCAAUAAUGAAGAAUUAAUUUUUGAUGGAGUUUUUGAAAUGGUACCACAUCCAAUGUAUUCAGUUGGUUAUAUUGGUUAUUAUGGAUUUGCAUUAAUUGUAAAGUCUUAUACUGUUUUAGCAAUCGCUUUAUUUGGACAUUUCUUACAAAUGAUUUUCUUACAUUAUAUUGAAAAUCCACAUAUUGAUAAAAUCUAUGGGCCUUCUAAAAAUGAAAUCAAUUUGGUUAAAAUAUUGAAAUUAAAAGAUUUGAAAAAUUUUGAUAAUUUAUCACCGUUAGUUGGGUUAUAUAAUUUUAAUUUAAUGAGAGCAAGUGAUUUUUUAAAUUUGAUUUUGGUAGUUACUUAUGGUAUUAUAAUUCCAAUAUUAUCUAAAAAUUCAUACAAAAUAUUUUUUAGUUUAACUGUGGCAACAAAAUUAUUAGAAAGUUUUAGUAUCAGUAUUUUAUUAGUUUUACAAAGUUACUCCAAAUUUUUCACAAAAUGGUGUCUUUCGAAUGAUAUACCACUUGAAAAAUCCUUAAACAAUUGGGCAAUAAUUUACAACACUUUAAUCAAUUUAACUUAUUCAUCAUUAUUUGGAUUAAAUGUUAUAAAUGUAUUACAAAACUCAACAGAUUACCUUUUCAAAGAUUUGUUUUACCUCAGAUUAUUCUUAGGGUCAUUGUUGAUAUUCACUCAAACUUGGAUUAAUGCAUCAAUAAUAGAUCUGAUUGGUUAUUUCGGUUGGUUUUAUGGUGAUUUUUUUAUUCCAAAAUCCCAAAGUUUUACAAACCAUAUAACAAAAGCCGGAGUAUAUCGUUACUUAAACAAUCCUGAACAAAUAUUUGGAGUUUGUGGAGUUAUGGGAGUGUUUUUAAUUUUCCCAACUUACGAAAAUUUAACUUUAUGUAUAAUGUGGGUUUUAAAUAAUUUCAUUCGUAUUAAUUUUAUUGAAAAAUGGCAUAUGAUUAGACUUUAUGGAGAAAAUGAAGUUAAUCAAGAUUCGGGAGUUACCAAAACUUUCAAAAAGCAUUUAAUUCCAGAUGUUAUUCAAAGAAGAAUUAGUAAUGAUGAACCAUUGAGAAGAAAAAGUUUUGGUGGUCAAAAUUUAGCUGAUUCAUUUGAUAAUUUUAUUAGAGAUUUAAGAAAUUCUAAAACAAAAUUAUCACAACAAAAAUUAAUUGAAUUAUCACAAAAUUUAUCAUUUGCAAAUUCUGAAUACAAGUUGGUUCUUGAAGGUUUGAAACAAGAUGAUGACAAAAAAUCUAAAUAUACAACUAUUGGCUCUCCAAUUACUGUUAAAUGGCAAUCACCAACCACUGCACAUUCAGAUAAAGAUUGGAUUGGAUUAUAUAAAAUUGUACAAACCACAUACUCAAGAAACAAAACCAUCCUUUCAUCAGCUGGUAGAUGGACAAAUUGUAAAGAUUUUUCUGGUUCAGUGGUUUUUGAUAAAGAAAAAUUAUUUUGGGAGGAAGGAGUUUAUGAAUUUAGAUUUCAUUUAGAUGGUAAACAUGAUGUUGCAUAUAUUUCAGAACCUUUUGAAAUCAAAUGUGAUAAAUUGGAUGUACCAAUUGAUGGAGAUGAAGAAAUUGAAUUCACUAAUAAAUUAAAAGCAAAAGUAUUUGAUAAAGUUUUGGAUAUUGAUACCACCACAACUUCAAUACAAUCAAUUGCAACUCAAUCAGAAAAUGUAUUAAAAGUUUAUAAUUUAUUAAGUUCAUUAAUUUUCCAAACUACUGGUAUAUCAAUAAAUUCCAAAAUCUUUAUAAAUAAUGAUAAUAUAACAAUUGAUGAUGUUUCUAAAAAAUUAAUUGGUAUAAAUAAAGUACUUAAUGAAUUAUCAUAUGAUUUGACUGUUAAAAAAAAUGAAUAG
Molecule: messenger RNA, 2598 nt
Organism: Lodderomyces jiufengensis
Lineage: Eukaryota; Fungi; Ascomycota; Pichiomycetes; Serinales; Debaryomycetaceae
Gene: CHO2
Product: phosphatidylethanolamine N-methyltransferase
Exons: 1
Coding region: 1-2598 (865 amino acids)
Biological process (GO): phosphatidylcholine biosynthetic process
Molecular function (GO): phosphatidylethanolamine N-methyltransferase activity; oxidoreductase activity, acting on the CH-CH group of donors
Source: RefSeq, a predicted model, not a curated record